Molecule: messenger RNA, 606 nt
Organism: Penicillium maclennaniae
Lineage: Eukaryota; Fungi; Ascomycota; Eurotiomycetes; Eurotiales; Aspergillaceae
Product: mitochondrial 54S ribosomal protein mL38
Exons: 2
Coding region: 1-606 (201 amino acids)
Source: RefSeq, a predicted model, not a curated record
AUGAAUUUCUCACUCACCACCGUGCUCUUUGCAGCAUCGGUGCUUGCCCAAACACCACCUACGAGCUCCCCCUUCACGAGAAAUAAUCUGGGGGUGUCGUAUAAAAAUGCCACAAUUUUCCCCGGUGUCUGGGUCAGCCCAGAUUAUGUCUCUAACAAGCCUAUUUUCUACGCCACGGACAAUCAAAGGCAUGAACCAGACGAUCAAACAAAAUACAUGAUCAUAAUGCUGGAUUUGAACAUCCCAGAUUCCGAUGUCACGACAGCUGCCAACUAUGACACCUUGCAUCCCGGCCUAGACGGUAACACGACGACCCGUCUGCAUUGGUGGGGUGGCAACUAUACCCUGGGCAGACAUGGCCUGUUUUUGAACUCCAGCGAUGCCCUCGCGGAAUAUACCGCGCCUCGACCUCGGGAUGCCACCAACCACACCUACACUUUAUACCUGUUCGACCAGCCGGAAGUCUACGUGCCCCCUGAGCUGGCACUCAAUGGGACUUAUUACUCUCAGACGAGCGUGGCCCGCUUCAACUUCACGCUGGCUCCGAUUGUGAAGGAGGUUGGUCGGCCGCUUGCUGCUACGUAUUUCUUGAGUAGCAAUCCGUAG